Messenger RNA from Cyprinodon variegatus (sheepshead minnow), 615 nucleotides. RefSeq names its product ras-related and estrogen-regulated growth inhibitor-like. The transcript is spliced from 8 exons. The record is from RefSeq and is a predicted model, not a curated record. The coding region runs from base 1 to 615 and encodes 204 amino acids. Lineage: Eukaryota; Metazoa; Chordata; Actinopteri; Cyprinodontiformes; Cyprinodontidae. Gene Ontology annotation, molecular function: GTP binding; GTPase activity.
AUGGAUGAAACUUUAAAGAAAAUGGUUCCUGUUAAACUCCUCAUACUGGGGGUUCAGAACACUGGAAAAACAGCCCUAUGUGUUCGCUUUAUAACAAAGCGUUUUAUAGGAGAAUACGACCAUAAAAAGGAGGUGACAUACAGAUGUAGCCGAACUGUGGACCAGGAAACUGUUGAUGUGGAGAUCUUAGAUUUGCCUUGUAAGAGCUCUGUGGCUUCUGUUGAGGCCUCCAUUCGCUGGGCUGACGGUUUCCUCCUGCUCUACUCCAUCACUCAGCGUUCCAGCUUCCUGGAGAUCCCUCGACUUAAGACGCUCAUUGACAAAACUAAACAAAGUCUAGCUUUUCCUACAGUGCUGGUAGCCAACAAGGCAGAUCUGGAAAUCGGCAGGAAGGUGACCACAGAGGAGGGACAGAGACUCGCUAAAGAUUUAGGAUGUGGUUUCAGAGAACUGUCUGUGGCUGAUGCAGCGUUAUCAGUGGAGGCGGCAGUUUUACAACUCAUCAGGCUGGUGUUGGAUCAGCAGCGCCCCCUGCCUGACAGGCGGUCCUACAUGCUGACAGUCCGCCAUGCUCUGACCAGGAAGCUGACGCGCUCAAAGACCAUGCAGUGGUGA